AUGGAAUCGGAAAGAAUCAUUUUAAACGUUGGUGGCAUUAAGUAUCAAACAUAUCGUUCGACAUUAACAUUAUAUCCCGACACAUUACUUGCUACUAUGUUCCAAGAUAGGAACAAAUCGUUAAUACAUCCAAUAAACAAUAAAGGCAAUGAAUAUUUUAUCGAUCGUAAUGGAUACGCAUUUCGUUACGUCCUUGAAUAUUAUAGAACAGGUCAAAUAUUUUGGCCAGAUGAAAAUGUAAAUAAUAAUACUUCACUAAAUUAUUGUCAUUGUAAUCAUUAUUACAAUAGUAAUAAACAACAACAACCACUAACAGUUUUAGUAUCAAGGAAAGAAUUAAUGAUAGAAUUAGAUUAUUUUCAAAUUCCUUUCACGAUUCCAAAGGAAGAGAAACCAAGAUUGGCCACAACUGAUGAGAUGGCCGAAAAACUUGAUAUUUUCGUUAAAGCGUUAAACUUAGUGAUCUACUUCAUGAGUGAAAAUUACAAAACACAUCUUUCACUAAAAUUUUAUGCAUUUCAUGGAUCCCUUGAGAAAUAUCAAUUUCCCACAUCUCUUCAAGUUGAACCUUUCAUACCAACGGUAUUAAAUAUAAUGAAACCUUUUGAUGAUAGUGGAUAUCCGAUAUUAAAUAUAUUUGGAUCAGAGAUACAAAGAAAAGAUUUUGCAAAAAUCUUCUCUUCUUAA
Diversispora eburnea is the source of this 687-nucleotide messenger RNA. The record is from the annotation of a GenBank genome assembly. Lineage: Eukaryota; Fungi; Glomeromycota; Glomeromycetes; Diversisporales; Diversisporaceae.